AUGGCGGGGCACAAAGAAGAGGAAGCAGCAGGAGCAGCAGCAACUGCAGCAACAGAAGCAGCAGCAGCAACUGCAGCAACAGCAGCAGGAGCAGCAGCAGACUCAAGUGACGGAGUAGAGGACCACCCUCUAUUUAUGACGCGCGUCCCCACCUCAAAGGAGUUUCAGAAAAACACUCUUCUGUCUGCUUUAGCUGCACUUAUUGAUGAAGAUGAUCAGCAGCAGCAGCAGCAGCAAAGAGGCAGGGGACCCCACAGGCGACAGAGACUGAAACCUAGGUCUUGUCCUUGGGGGCUGAAGCCUCCGAAGGCCCCAGGCACAACUCCUGCUGCUGCUGCUGCUGCUGCUGGAGACGCAGCAACAAGGGAGGAGGUGAAGCCUGCAGGGGAUCUGCAGCAGCAGGAGGAAGCAAUGGAGUGCGAGGCAGCGGAAACUGCAGCAGCAGAAGAAACAGCAGCAGCAGCAGAAGCAGCAGAAGCAGAAGCAGAAGAAGCAGCAGAAGCAGCAGACCCCAAAGGGCCGCCGGUGUUGAGUUCUUUUGUUUUUUUACUUUUAUUUCCUUCACAUCUUCACUUUUCUCCUUCUGCCUUAAACAGAGAAGAUAUGGGGCUGCAGCAGCUGCAGCAGCAGCAGCAGCAGCAACUGCAGCAGCGGCAGCAGCAGCAACUGCAGCGGCAGCAGCAGCACCUGCAGCAGCAGCAGAAGCAGCAGCAGCAGGAGGGGUCCACCUGA
This is a messenger RNA of Eimeria acervulina, 732 nucleotides long. RefSeq lists its product as hypothetical. The transcript has 2 exons. The coding region runs from base 1 to 732 and encodes 243 amino acids. The record is from RefSeq and is a predicted model, not a curated record. Lineage: Eukaryota; Apicomplexa; Conoidasida; Eucoccidiorida; Eimeriidae.